Prorocentrum cordatum is the source of this 1977-nucleotide messenger RNA. The record is from the annotation of a GenBank genome assembly. NCBI's taxonomy places the organism in Eukaryota, Dinophyceae, Prorocentrales, Prorocentraceae.
UCAAGCAACCAUGGUUCGAGAUGCCUGUAGAUGCUGCAGACCAGGUGGGGAUCCCGACAAGAUGCUUCUUCCGCCAAAGUGGCCGUCCAGAGGUGUGGCAAGGCAAAGCGCUGGAGCACAGCGCUGCAAUUGCUCGGCGAAGCUUCUAGACUGCGUUUGCCUGUCAGCAGAGGAGAUUAUAUUGCGACUGUUAGCGCAUGCAGACAAGGUGGGCAGUGGCAGCGGGCCUUGCUGAUUUUCGGCGAAAUGGUGCAGGCGAAGGUGGAGGCCAACGUCAGCUACAAUAAUGGAAUUAGCGCGUGCGAGAAGGGUAGGCAGUGGCAGCGGGCUUUAGCGCUGCUCAGCGAGAUGUGGGAGGCUAAGGUGGAGCCCGACGUUUUCAGCUACAACGCUGGGAUCAGCGCGUGCGAGAAGUGCGAGCAGUGGCAGCGGGCUCUGGCGCUGCUGUGCGAGAUUUGGGAGGCGAAGCUCGAAGCGUCCGUCAUCAGCUACAACGCUGUGAUCAGCGCUUGCGGAAACGGCUUCCAAUGGCAGCGAGCUCUGGCGUUGCUUAGCAAGAUUUGGGAGGCGAAGCUGGAGCCAGACGUCAUCAGUUUCAACGCUGGGAUUAGCGCGUGCGAGAAGGGUGAUCAGUGGCAGCGGGCUCUGGCGCUGCUGAGAGAGACGUGGGAGGCAAAACUGGAGCCCAAUUCAGCUACAAUGCUGGGAUCAGCGCGUGCGAAAAGGGCGAUCAGUGGCAGCGGGCUCUGGCGCUACUGAGAGAGAUGUGGGAGGCGAAGGUGGACCCCGACGUUAUCUACGCUACAGUGCUGGGAUCAGCGCAUGUGAGAAGGGCGAGCAGUGGCAGCGGGCCCUGGCGCUGCUGAGCGAGAUGCGUGAGGUUAAGCUGAAGCCCAACUCAGCUACAGCGCUGGGAUCAGCGCGUGCGAGAAAGGCAGACAGUGGCAGCGGGCUCUGACCUUGCUCAGCGAGAUGUGGGAGGUAAAGUUGGAGCGCGGCGUCAUCAUUACAACGCAGGGAUCAGCGCGUGCGAGAAAGGUGAGCAGGUGCAGUACGCUCUGUUGCUGAUCAUGGAGAUGCGGGAAGGAAAGCUGAAGCCCAACGUCAUCAGCUACAAUACUGGGAUCAGCGUGUGCGUGAGAGGUGGGCAAUGGCAGCAAGCCCUGUCGUUGCUGAGUGACAUGCGGAAUUCGAAUUUAGAGCCCGACUCGUCAGCUACAGCGCUGGGAUCAGCGCGUGCGAGAAAGGCGCGCAGUGGCAGCAGGCCCUGUCGCUGCUCGGACAGAUGCGGGGGGCGAAGGCGGAGCCCGGCUCAGCUACAAUGCCGGGAUCAGCGCGUGCGAGAAAGGCGGGCAGUGGCAGCGGGCCUUGAUGUUGCUGAGCAAAAUGCGGGAGACGAAGGUUGAGCCAAGCGUCAUUAGCUACAACGCUGGGAUCAGCGCGUGCGAGAAAGGCGAGCAAUGGCAGCGGGCUCUAGCGCUGCUCAGCGAGAUGCGGGAGGUGAAGCUCGAGCCCGUCACCUACAGCGUUGGGAUUAGCGCGUGCGAGAAAGGCGGGCAGUGGCAGCGGGCUUUGAAGCUGCUCAGCGAGAUGGGGGCGGUGAAGUUGAAGCCCGACGCGAUGAUCUUCAGCGCUGGGAUCGGCUUGUGCGAGGAAGGCGGGCAGUGGAGGUGGGGUCUGGCGCUGCUCAGAGAGAUGUGGGAGGCGAAGUUAGAGAUCGGCAUCAUCAACUACAACGCCGGGAUCAGUGCGUACGGGCAGGGCGAGCAGUGGCAGCGGGGCCUGGCGCUGUUCAGGGGCAUGUCGGAGGCGAAGACAGAGCCAAACGUCAUCAGCUACGGCGCUGGGAUGAGCACGUGCAAUGGGGGCGAGCAGUGGGAGCGGGCUCUGGCGCUGCUCGGCGAGAUGCGGGAGGCGAAGCUGGAGCCCAGAGCCAUCUCGCCUGCAAUGCCAGGCACAGUUCAGGAGGGGAAAAAC